This is a messenger RNA of Monosiga brevicollis MX1, 1488 nucleotides long. RefSeq lists its product as uncharacterized. The record is from RefSeq and is a predicted model, not a curated record. Gene Ontology annotation, biological process: chromatin organization. The coding region runs from base 1 to 1488 and encodes 495 amino acids. Gene Ontology annotation, cellular component: histone deacetylase complex. The transcript has 3 exons. NCBI's taxonomy places the organism in Eukaryota, Choanoflagellata, Craspedida, Salpingoecidae. Gene Ontology annotation, molecular function: histone deacetylase activity.
AUGUUCUUUUCGGCCCCCGUCACACCUCGCACCAGCCAUCCAACCAGCCGUUGCGGUAGCCCCACCAGUACUCACCUGAGUGACUACGAGCGUUACCCCAUCAUUGCCGACUCGCUAACCGGCCUACCGGCACCUUCGGCGCGCACGCCAAAGCUGUCGCGCAGCAGCCGCUCGUCUCCUGCCUUCACCGUUGACAUGUUGAACAAAGCUGCACGAAUGGUGACCAUGACCAAGCAGCUGCGAGCCGUCGAGCAAGCUCGCGCUGUGGAUGCUCUGCCCACGGCCGCUCUCACCGAGUUGGCAAGAACGUUUUCUUGGACCCCGACCGACAACUCCUCUGGCGCCCUCCCGCCCGUUGUCCCUGCCAUCAUGCAAGGGCUGGUUGACUGCAAAUUGUGGAAUCGCUGUACCCCCGAGGCCCCACGUCACGCCUCUGACGAUGAGCUGCAGCUGGUUCAUACCGCGGAAUAUGUUCGUCAUUACGGCUCGCUGUCCACACCCGCCCCGCAAGCCACCAUCAACGGCUUUGCCGGCGAUGACCGCGUUUACAUUAGCUCCAAUUACAGCGAAACGGCCGCUUCCACCCGCUGUGCCGCUGCCGCCGUUAUCGACGCCACCCGUUUGGUUGCCGAGGGGCGUGCGAAGAAUGCAGUCGUGCUGGCCCAGCCGGCUGGUCGGCUCGUGGGACAAUCUGGCCCGCCUAGGGGUUUGGGUGUCUUCAAUAACAUUGCCAUUGCCGCGCGUCACGCGCUGCAGACCCAGACAGCCCAGCGGAUUGCCAUCUUGGAUUGGGGUCGUGAACGAGCCGCUCCAUUGACGCAACUUUUUGCCUCAGAUCCGCGGGUCGUGGUCGCCAGCAUCUUCCGCCAUGAUCGGCGUGGUGUGGCUGACGCCACGGCUGCCACCACCUACACGGGUCUGACCAACAACAUUGUUAACGUGCCCCUGCCACAGGAUGUCCGUGUCUCAGAUGCCGACUAUCUCGCCGCGUUUCGCUCGGCUGUGGUCCCCAUCCUCAGCGAACGGUGUCCCUCUGCCGGAUACGCACAUCUUACACAAUCCCUCAUGGGAGUUUCGCAUGGGCGCAUCGUUUUGGUUUUGGAGGAUACCCCGCCGACGACUCUCUCUGAAAGCAUCGCCGGCUUGGAGGGUUGCCUGCAUGCCCUGCUGGGCGAUGAUUUGUCUGCCUUGCCAUAUCCUGACGUGUCUCCAAAUGAAGCGACAGUGGCGGUUCUGGAGCAGCUGUGGAUGGUGCAUCGGCGUGCCUACGGCACGCUAGAGACAACGGCGGCCUACCGUCACUUUUCCCCCCAAGAAUACAUGACCAUGCAACGUCAGCGCGAGGAUGAGGAGUUGGACGCCACGGUGGCACUGGCGUCACUUUCCAUGAUGGCUGUACCGGAGAUGCCCAGUGAAGAGGCUGAGGAGGAAGCGCGGGCAGCGUCCUCAGACGUCACCAGCGGCUCGGAUGGCCAAUACAUGGUGUGA